This is a messenger RNA of Amoebophrya sp. A25, 3991 nucleotides long. The record is from the annotation of a GenBank genome assembly. NCBI's taxonomy places the organism in Eukaryota, Dinophyceae, Syndiniales, Amoebophryaceae.
UACUGGUCAAGAAUAAUCGCAGUCUCUAUCUUUAAUUGGAAUUAUGUCGCAAUCAUCUUUCGUAGGUUUUAUUGAAACAAGGUAAGCAAACGGACACAAACAAACAUACAGGAUGUCUUCUUUCACAACGAGUCUAACCUGCUCGCAAUGGUUGGGGCAAACGCUUGGCGGUAUGCUUCCCGCCACAAAAAAAACGCGAAAAAACCUGCAGGACUACAUCAGUCAACCUGCUAAAGGUCCCCGUGUCUUGAUAGAACAAACGACCCAACCUCCUACAAGCUACAGAGGCGUUGUGCGCGACGCAGGAACUUUCGACGAGCCUGAGGAGGAGAUCGCUGAAGUCGCUUCGAACAAGAAGAACGUUCGGGUCGUCGAGUUUCGUGGCGUUCCCUUCGCGACUGCCAAACGCUUUCAAAAGCCACAGCUGCUGGGGAAGAAUAAGACAGACAGAAUGAAGACUAUGACAGCAAAAGUUAGGGAUGCUAAGCUCAAUAGUGAAGCCGAUAGGCUUAAGGUGGAGAAAGCUCUUGACGAUGAACAAGACUGCGGUUGUGGUGAAGGUGCGAUCAAAGAUCGCACAGGAGAGUGCCAGGAAGCCGCCCGUCAGAUCGAAAGUUGCGAAAAGCUGGUUACCGAGGAAAAUCAAAACGGAGAAAAUGCCAAUGGCGGGAGUGAUACGAGUGACAUUGUAAUCGACUGCACUACCUUCGGCCCAGCGUGCCCGCAGAACCCUCCUGAAGGACUGCGCGUGCUCCUAUCCGGCGAGAGCAUUGCGGCGUUGGUUAUAGAGCAUCUCUUUCCCCCCCUGCCCGAAAACCAGUCUUACAAUUUUGGGGCCCUUGACGAGGAGGAGUGCUUAAAUCUUAACAUUUACGUGCCUGUGGAGAUCAACAUCCUCCACGAGACGGACAAGAACGCGAAAUCUUCUCGUUCGGCAGCAUCCACUACCGCAUCUUCUGACUCAUCGGGAGCGCAUGGAGCAGACGAGGAGGAUGUCGAAGUAGAUGAGAAGAUGAAGAAGCCCACUGAAGAUCACGGCAUCAAUGAUUCCGUGGCCUUGAAGAUGGCGAAAAAGAUCAAGACUCAGAAAUUGCCGGUGUUGGUGUGGAUUCACGGAGGUGGCUUCUUCAUGGGGUCGAAUGUCGAUGGUGGUAUGUACGACGCUUCCAGCCUCGCGAAACAACUGAACAGUAUUGUCGUCUGUAUCAACUACCGUCUCGGCCCGUUCGGUUUUCUUCAUUUUCCGACACAAAAUGUCACCAACUUGGGAUUGCACGACCAAAUUUGCGCGCUGCAUUGGGUGAAGGGAAAUAUUGCUGCUUUUGGUGGUGAUCCCGACAGUGUUACAAUUAGCGGCGAAUCGGCCGGGGGGAUGUCCGUUUGUGCUUUGGUUGAAGCACAGAAAAACUUCGAGUUAGUUGGAAAAGCUUUCAGGAAUGAGCACUAUCAUGCUGACCAGGAGAAAAAGGACCACGAAGAUCACGACCAGGAGCAAGGCCACCAGGAGCACCGCGUGAUUAAGAAAAGCGUGGUCGUGAAGGAAAACGUAACAAGUGGGCUCCUAACUGCUGCUGCUGGAGGACAUGAUGCCGAUGCUGACGUCGAGCUGCUCUUCCACCGCGCUUUCGCUAUGUCUGGUGGGCGAGGCACGUACACGGACGUCCAAUGGCGCCGUGUGAGAGCAAAAUGGCUAGCAUCUUCCGUUUUCCAGAGUCAUCCUCUGAAUAAGAAGCUUCUCUCGAGUUUACCAUUGACAGCAGCUGCGAUCGUCCGAGCGUUUGGCAAUGUUGAGCAAUUAGCUGAGGAGAAGGAAAUACAGGUACCUGCAAUAAAGGCAUUUCAAUUCCAAAUCAAUAGUUGACUCACGACAGGAGAGACAGACUAAAAGCAGAUAAGUAUAUUUUAUUCUUUCAGGCUGACGCUGAGUGUUGUGUCUGUUCAUGUUUUAGUACUUAUAUAAUUUCUAUGCAGUCCUAUUAUGUUUAUGCAGUCGUUGUCGUAGACAAACGAACUGAAACGAAAGCCAUCCAAUUCAGAGUCAUAUACAUAUUCUAGUCUAAAUAAACUCUAUCCAUUUGAUCUGCGCCUUCGAGUUUGAAUCAAUUUGAAUAUUCAAAGUAUUCAAAAGUCUAACGAAUAGAUAUGUGACAGGUUGUUGUUGAAGAAUUCCUGCUAGCGGAGUUGAAGCGGCUCAGUCCGCAGGACUUGCUCGCGCUCACUGACCCAAUCAAGGAUGCGGUCAGUCAAGAUUUAUGUUGCAAUUGGCGACCGGUUGUCGAUGGCGAGACAGUGCAAACUUUUUCCGCAGAUUGGGACUUUCCGGCUGGUCGUGGUACUCAAGAUCAAAGAAAUCGCGCCGCUGUUCCGCUCAUCAUUGGGUUUAUGAACAACGAAUUGGAGGGAUUGAAAGACUUCGCUGGUCGCACUCCAAAAACGAAAGAAGAAGCACUAGAGAAAGGCCUCGGUCAGCAUUUCCUCGCGAUUACUCCUGCAGCAGUGAUGAAGGCAGCAGUGCGCUACUACGGCGUCGAAGACCAAGUCACUAGCACUACCAAGAAAUUGUCAGGCGGGGAGAUGUUGAAGUCCGCUAGUGCCACCUGCUGGAGGUCCUGGACUAGUAAAAAGAUUAAGUCAGCAUUGUUUUAUGAACCCGAGGUCACAGAAACCUCCGAGAAACUACUUGGAAACAUCUCCCGGAAAACUUCCCUAGAAUCUUCCCGGAAACUUUAGUAGCUUCCAGGAAACAACUAAUACUGCGCAGAUUCUUGGAAGUUUCCGCGAAGUUUCAACUAUCGGGAUCCGCGUAUUGGAUGGCGUCUAAUUGCUCUGCACAAAGCGACGAGGGCGAGAAGUAUCUUCUUGUUCUUCUGUAAAAACUCAAACAUCGAAGGAUGUUCAGCAUCAAGAAGAUCUUCCUUCGUCAGAGUCAUUUUGGGAGGAACGAGCGGAAAGACUGUGGACUUCAGUUGCUAAAGCUCUAGAAAAGAGAUCAGAUAAUAUGGCGCCAACUGUGGAAGAGGUGCGGGAUGCCCUUGUCAACCUCUUCCAAUUCGACGAACCCGAGUUUGCCUUUGCGGUCUCUCACGCUGCCUCUGGUAAUGUGCAAUUUUAGCAUUUUCUGAAUUUCUCUGAUAGGGAUCGCAUGAAGAUUUAGCCGCUAUCAAUUCGCUCUGUUCGAUUCAAACAUGAAAAACGACAGCAAUAAGAAUUAAACAAAAUCUACUUAAAUAGGAACAGCUGCGAAUACGUGGCUUUACAUUUGCCACCAUUGCGAGAAAGACGCUCACGGGGACGAUAUCUUGCUUCUCUUUCAUUCCUCCCUUUGUUGCGAAUGCAAGUCUGCAAGGGAAAACUCAUUUCGUGAAAGAAGUGAAGAAAAAGUUGACUAUAACCUUCCGUUGAAGAGCGAGGAGGGACGCCGGAAAGCGUCGCCAGCUAUCAAAAGUUACCUCCACAUGCUUCGGAACUUCGUGCAUCACGGGGACCCCAAUGGCCAACAAGAGGAAGAAAAGCUGCCAGUGCACUGGCCCUCGCUGGGGGAACAAGGUGGAGGAUUACAAUUAGAAAAUCCGAAGUUCCUUCGAUUCGGCCGUCGUUGGAAAGAAGAGCUGGACGAUCCCAGAACCGAAUUAUUGGAAAUCCGCAAUCUGAAAGAAGAUCGCGAAGAGGUUAUCGCGUGGCGGCAGCUGAAGAAAGAAAUACUUGACAAGCUCAAGCAGAACUGUUGAUGUUGAACUGGAGGGACGAUACCUAAAAUGCAGAAAGAUGGGUUGCUAUUUGUUUGUUUUCAUCUGUUGUAAAAAAAAAGAACUGUCUGCAGAAAGAGUGUAGUGCGAUCUAGUAAAUUAGUUUGGCGGUUGUCCUUGCCCUAGACUGACGCAGAAGUUUAGAGCCAUAAAAGCUAAACGGGCGCGAUCUACUAGGUUUGGCGACGUCCUUGACAAAGAAGAUGAACAGCAAUUUAGACCAUAAGGCAAAGCACCUCGUAUUG